AUGGUUGCCCAGAUCUUAGAUGGAAAAGCUAUUGCUUUAGAUCUUCGUACAAAGAUACACGAUGAAGUUGCUCAAUUCCAGUUGAAGCACCCAGACUUCAAACCAAAAUUGGCAAUUGUCCAAGUUGGGGAUAGACAAGAUUCCACAACGUAUGUCAAGAUGAAGUUGAAGGCGGCUGAAGAAGCUAGCAUUGGGUGUGAAAUUAUCAAAUUACCCGAAGAUAUCUCCGAAUUUGAGUUGUUGAAUGAGGUCUCAAAAUUGAACAACUCGUUGGAUGUUGAUGGUAUUUUGGUGCAAUUGCCAUUGCCAGAUCACAUCGACGAGUCAAAAGUGACUAAUGCAGUCUUGGCAGAUAAAGACGUGGAUGGAUUUGGUCCUUUCAAUGUUGGGGAAUUGUCCAAAAAGGGGGGAGAACCAAAAUUCCUACCAUGCACACCAAAGGGGAUCAUGCAUUUGUUGAAGGUAUCUGGCGUUGAUGUCGACGGUAAAAGUGCUGUGGUUUUAGGAAGAUCUGACAUUGUGGGAAAGCCAGUUGCAAACUUGCUCACCAAAGCCAAUGCCAGUGUCACCAUCGUUCAUUCCAGAACCCCUAUUGAACAAGUCAAACAGUUUUUGAGCGAAGCUGAUAUUGUAGUUGCUGCCAUUGGCCAACCAGAAUACGUCAAAGGAGAAUGGUUGAAGCCUGAUGCCGUUGUGAUUGAUGUUGGAACCAACUUUAUCCCUGAUAGUACCAAGAAAAGUGGCCAGAGAAUGGUUGGAGAUGUUGAAUAUGAAGCCGCUAAGGGAAAAGUGCAAUUGAUCACCCCAGUUCCAGGUGGAGUUGGUCCAAUGACAGUUGCAUGCUUGUUGGACAAUGUUAUAAUUGCAGCAAAGAGACACUACAAGGCAAACAAUGAAACCCCCAAAUUCACCAACCCUUUAAAGUUGGACUUGAAAAAACCCGUUCCUUCAGACUUUGAAAUUUCACGUGCUCAACAGCCUAAGCGUAUCACCCAAGUUGCCGAAGAGGCUGGUAUUUUGGAUGCCGAGUUGGAACCAUUUGGGUUCACCAAAGCUAAAGUAUCAUUGGACAUUUUGAAAAGAUUGCACAACAAAAGGAAUGGUAAAUAUGUUCUUGUUACUGGUAUUACUCCAACCCCGUUGGGUGAAGGUAAAUCGACAACUACGGUGGGCUUAGCUCAAGCUUUGGGUGCACAUUUAAACAAAAAUGUCUUUGCAAAUGUGAGACAACCAUCAAUGGGUCCAACAUUUGGUAUUAAAGGUGGUGCUGCUGGAGGUGGUUACUCACAAGUUAUUCCAAUGGAUGAAUUCAAUAUGCAUGUUACUGGUGAUAUCCACGCCAUCACCAUGGCAAACAAUUUGUUGGCUGCCGCUAUUGAUACGAGAAUGUUUCACGAAUCAACUCAAAAGGAUGGACCAUUGUACAGAAGAUUGGUUCCAGAAAAAAAAGGUAAGAGAACAUUUACCAAGUCUAUGUUGAGAAGAUUGGAAAAGUUGGGAAUAAACAAGACCGAUCCAAACGACUUGACUCCAGAAGAGAUUACUGCAUUUGCAAGAUUAGAUAUUGAUCCUGAAUCGAUCACUUGGAAGAGAGUCGUUGAUUGCAACGAUAGAUUCUUGAGAGGUAUCACAGUUGGAGAAGCACCAACGGAAAAGGGGUUCACUAGGGCCACUGGUUUCGAUAUCACUGUUGCUUCCGAAUGUAUGGCUAUCUUGGCAUUGGCCAACUCCUUGGAAGACAUGAGAGAAAGGUUGGGUAAAAUGGUUAUCGGUACAUCAAAGCAAGGUGUUCCAGUUACUUGUGAAGAUAUUGGUUGUGCUGGUGCAUUGACGGCGUUGUUGAAAGAUGCCAUCAAACCAAACAUUAUGCAAACCUUGGAAGGUACACCAGUUUUCGUUCACGCUGGUCCUUUUGCCAACAUUUCCAUUGGGGCUUCUUCCAUUUUGGCUGAUAAGAUGGCCUUGAAGUUGGCCGGUACUUCAAGUGACUUGACCCCAGAAGAAAGAAAAGAGCAAGAAGGUUAUGUUGUCACUGAAGCAGGUUUCGAUUUCACUAUGGGUGGAGAAAGAUUUAUCAACAUCAAAUGUAGAUCAAGUGGCUUGGCCCCGGACGUUAUCGUCAUUGUUGCCACUGUUCGUGCUUUGAAAGUUCAUGGUGGUGGCCCAGAAGUUAAAGCUGGUGCUCCAUUGGCCCCAGAGUACACUCAAGAGAAUGUCGACUUGUUGAGAGCUGGUUGUUCAAAUUUGGCCAAACAUGUCCAUAAUGCCAAAUCCUAUGGCUUGCCAGUUGUUGUUGCGAUCAACAAGAUGUCUUCAGACUCUGAUAAGGAGCAUGAGGUCAUCAAGGAAGAGGCUUUGAAAGCUGGUGCUGUUGAUGCGAUUGUCUCCAACCAUUGGGAAGAAGGUGGAAAAGGAGCUGUUGACUUGGCCAAGGGUGUUAUCGAUGCUGCCAACAGAGAAGACAAGAACUUCCAUUUCCUUUACGGAACCGAACCUUCUAUUGAAGAUAAAAUUUCAACCAUUGCCAAAGAAAUGUACGGUGCGGGUGAAGUUGAAUUUUUACCAGAGGCUCAAAAGAAGAUUGAUUUGUACACCAAGCAAGGAUUUGGAAAAUUGCCAAUCUGUAUUGCAAAAACUCAAUACUCAUUAUCGCACGACGCUAACUUGAAGGGUGUUCCAACUGGAUUCAAGUUCCCAAUCAGAGAUGUCAAAGCUUCAAUAGGGGCUGGUUACUUGUAUGCCUUGGCAGCUGAAAUCCAAACCAUUCCUGGCUUGCCAACUCAUUGUGGGUUUAUGAAUGUUGAAGUGAAUGAGGACGGAGAGAUUGACGGAUUGUUUUGA
This is a messenger RNA of Lodderomyces theae, 2841 nucleotides long. It is a transcript of the gene MIS11, whose product is annotated as trifunctional formate-tetrahydrofolate ligase/methenyltetrahydrofolate cyclohydrolase/methylenetetrahydrofolate dehydrogenase. Gene Ontology annotation, molecular function: ATP binding; methylenetetrahydrofolate dehydrogenase (NADP+) activity; formate-tetrahydrofolate ligase activity. Gene Ontology annotation, biological process: tetrahydrofolate interconversion. The transcript has a single exon. Bases 1 to 2841 code for a protein of 946 amino acids. Lineage: Eukaryota; Fungi; Ascomycota; Pichiomycetes; Serinales; Debaryomycetaceae. Gene Ontology annotation, cellular component: cytosol. The record is from RefSeq and is a predicted model, not a curated record.